This is a messenger RNA of Fonsecaea nubica, 1716 nucleotides long. RefSeq lists its product as hypothetical. The transcript has 8 exons. The record is from RefSeq and is a predicted model, not a curated record. Gene Ontology annotation, molecular function: transmembrane transporter activity. Lineage: Eukaryota; Fungi; Ascomycota; Eurotiomycetes; Chaetothyriales; Herpotrichiellaceae. The coding region runs from base 1 to 1716 and encodes 571 amino acids. Gene Ontology annotation, biological process: transmembrane transport.
AUGGCAUUCGGCCUGAGCCAGAAUAACAAAGUCGCUCACAUGGAAUCUACAGCUCUUGAAACUGAGAAAACCGAAGUCUCGGAUGUGGUGAAGUCUUCCACUGUAGAAGAUGUCGAGCUCAACACCACCACCCACACAAAGCCGGAACCGCUUUCGUGGCAGACUUACGCGGCAAUCCUUACACUGAUGUUCCAAUACAAUUCAUAUCUUUUCACGUUGAGCAUGCCGCCGGCGAUCCUUGCCUUCAUCAAUGCAGACCUCGGCCCUGAUUCAAACUACAUCUGGAUCACAGUCUCGUGGAACCUCUGUGCUGCCGUGCUCGUCACGACGAGUGGGCGCAUUGCCGACAUCUUUGGCCGACGAUGGUUUCUGAUAACAGGAGCUUGCAUCGGCGUUAUUGGUGCCAUUGUAGGUGCCACGGCCAAAAACAUCCCGACCAUGAUCGCCAGCGGUAUCCUCUUUGGCAUCGGAGGAGGUUUCCAGGAGAUGUGUUUCUCGGCGGUGCAGGAGCUGGUCCCCAAUCGUUGUUUGGAGGUCUCCAACAUGCCAGCGCAGUUCAGUGCGCUCAUCGCGUACGCUUUCGUUGCGCAUUCUUCCAUUGGAUGGCGCGCCUGUUACUGGUGGUGCUUUUCCUGGGAAGUUUCUUCGGCCAUCCUCCUCUUUCUCUUUUAUCACCCACCUUCCUUUGAGACGAAACAUCAGGUCGACCAUAAGACAAAGUUCCAGUUACUGACCGAGCUGGAUUAUGUCGGCCUUGUCUUGUUCUCCGCCGGAUGUGCCAUCAUCCUCAUGGGAAUCAACUGGGGUGGCUCUUUGCACCCAUGGAAGAGUGCCGCGUGUAUCGCGCCCAUUGUGAUCGGAGGAGCAUCACUCAUCGCCCUCGGAUUUUGGGAAGUGUAUGCCGACCUGAAGUAUCCCAUAUUGCCCCCGAAACUAUUUCGACAAUGGCGCAGUCGUGUUUGUGGGUGGUAUGCUAUCUAUAGCAAAGCUGUUCUCUGGCCCCGGAUCUCGACACUUCUCUUUGUCCCGGCCGAUGACCUUAUCCUUCGGGUUCUUUAUGCGAACAUGUCGGCUUUUGCUGUCAUGGUUGCCGCGAUUUACUGCAUGGCCGUGAUGCCCUGGGUUGGUCACGAACAAUGGCAACUUAUCGGUCUUGCUUGCCUCCAGACUGCGUUUAUCGGCGGCUUCUCCAGCUUGAAGAUCCAUGAGAAAGGCAAAGCGAUUGCAUUCCUUCUCAUUGCCGGUGCUGCGGCAUCCAGCGUGAACCAGAUAGCCUUUGGCAUGGUGUCACUUGGUAUCGAACAUCAAACCGACAUCGGAGUUGCAGUUGGGCUCGUGAGCACCUCUCGCCUCCUCGGCGGCGCGGUCGCCAGUGCAAUAUAUGUGGCCAUCUACACCAACAAGUUCUCAGAGGAAAUCCCAGGUCACAUUGCCGAUGUUGCAGCCUCGACCGGGUUCCAAGGCUCUACAUCCGCUCUCCUUGCAGCUGCUAUCAAGAACACCGAGGCCGCUUACGAAGCCGUUCCCGGCAUCACCGCCAAUAUCAUAUCUGCUUGCCAGCUGGCCGUCAAAUAUGCGUAUGUGGACGCAUUCAGCUUGACAUACAAGGUAGCCAUCGCCUUUGGGGGUGCGGCAAUCAUCGCAUCGCUGUGCACCAGGAACGUAGAACAGAAGAAGAAAUCCAAUGACCGAGCUGUUCGCUUGGAGAAUGAGUAG